This is a messenger RNA of Oncorhynchus keta (chum salmon), 2097 nucleotides long. Its product is annotated as adhesive plaque matrix protein-like. The transcript has 2 exons. The record is from RefSeq and is a predicted model, not a curated record. Lineage: Eukaryota; Metazoa; Chordata; Actinopteri; Salmoniformes; Salmonidae. Bases 1 to 2097 code for a protein of 698 amino acids.
AUGUUCUCCCCCUCUUUGUCUGACUCUACACUGGAACAUCCCAAUGAGGGCCCACAAAGCCCACACAACCAGGCCCAUACAGCCAGGCCCACACAGCAAGGCCCAUACAGCCUCAAACAGCCAGGCCCACACAGCCAGGCCCACACAGCCAGGCCCAUACAGCCUCAAACAGCCAGGCCCACACAGCCAGGCCCACACAGCCUCAAACAGCCAUGCCCACACAGCCAGGCACACAAUAGCAGGCCCAAAAAGCCCACCCAGCCAUGCCAACACAUCCAGGCCCACAAUAGCAGGCCCACAAAGCCCACACAACCAGGCCCAUACAGCCAGGCCCACACAGCAAGGCCCAUACAGCCUCAAACAGCCAGGCCCACACAGCCAGGCCCACACAGCCUCAAACAGCCAGGCCCACACAGCCAGGCCCACACAGCCUCAAACAGCCAUGCCCACACAGCCAGGCCCAUACAGCCUCAAACAGCCAGGCCCACACAGCCAGGCCCACACAGCCUCAAACAGCCAUGCCCACACAGCCAGGCACACAAUAGCAGGCCCAAAAAGCCCACCCAGCCAUGCCAACACACCCAGGCCUACAAUAGCAGGCCCACAAAGCCCACACAACCAGGCCCAUACAGCCAGGCCCACAUAGCAAGGCCCAUACAGCCUCAAACAGCCAGGCCCACACAGCCAGGCCCACACAGCCAGGCCCAUACAGCCUCAAACAGCCAGGCCCACACAGCCAGGCCCACACAGCCUCAAACAGCCAGGCCCACACAGCCAAGCCCACACAGCCAGGCCCAUACAGCCUCAAACAGCCAGGCCCACACAGCCAGGCCCAUACAGCCAGGCCCACACAGCCUCAAACAGUCAGGGCCACACAGUCAGGCACACACAGCCUCAAACAGCCAGGCCCACACAGCCAGGCCCAUACAGCCCAAACAGCCAGGCCCAUACAGCCAGGCCCAUACAGCCUCAAACAGCCAGGCCCAUACAGCCUCAAACAGCCAGGCCCAAACAGCCAGACACAUACAGCCAGGCCCACACAGUCUCAAACAGCCAGAACCACACAGCGAGGCCCACAUAGCCAGGCCCACACAGCUUCAAACUGUCAGGCCCACUCAGCCAGGCCCACUCAGCCAGGCACAUACAGCCAGGCCCACUCAGCCAGGCCCACACAGCCAGGCCCAUACAGCCAGGCCCACUCAGUCAGGCCCACACAGCCAGGCCCAUACAGCCAGGCCCACACAGCCUCAAACAGACAGGGCAACACAGCCAGGCCCACACAGCCUCAACCAGUCAGGGCCACACAGCCAGGCCCACACAGCCUCAAACAGCCAGGCCCACACAGCCAGGCCCACACAGCCUCAAACAGCCAUGCCCACACAGCCAGGCCCAUACAGCCUCAAACAGCCAGGCCCACACAGCCAGGCCCACACAGCCUCAAACAGCCAUGCCCACACACCCAGGCCUACAAUAGCAGGCCCACCCAUACAGCCUCAAACAGCCAGGCCCAUACAGCCAGGCCCACAUAAACAGCCAGGCCCAUACAGCCUCAAACAGCCAGGCCCACACAGCCUGGCCCACACAGCCAGGCCCAUACAGCCUCAAACAGACAGGGCAACACAGCCAGGCCCACACAGCCUCAACCAGUCAGGGCCACACAGUCAGGCACACACAGCCUCAAACAGCCAGGCCCACACAGCCAGGCCCAUACAGCCUCAAACAGCCAGGCCCACUCAGCCAGGCCCACACAGCCAGGCCCAUACAGCCAGGCCCACUCAGUCAGGCCCACACAGCCAGGCCCAUACAGCCAGGCCCACACAGCCUCAAACAGACAGGGCAACACAGCCAGGCCCACACAGCCUCAACCAGUCAGGGCCACACAGUCAGGCACACACAGCCUCAAACAGCCAGGCCCACACAGCCAGGCCCAUACAGCCUCAAACAGCCAGGCCCAUACUGCCAGGCCCAUACAGCCUCAAACAGCCUCAAACAGCCAGGCCCAUACAGCCUCAAACAGCCAGGCCCAAACAGCCAGACACAUACAGCCAGGCCCACACAGUCUCAAACAGCCAGAACCACACAGCGAGGCCCACAUAG